Molecule: messenger RNA, 3864 nt
Organism: Lucilia cuprina (Australian sheep blowfly)
Lineage: Eukaryota; Metazoa; Arthropoda; Insecta; Diptera; Calliphoridae
Gene: Usp16-45
Product: ubiquitin carboxyl-terminal hydrolase 45
Exons: 8
Coding region: 243-3422 (1059 amino acids)
Biological process (GO): protein deubiquitination
Cellular component (GO): cytosol; nucleus
Molecular function (GO): cysteine-type deubiquitinase activity; zinc ion binding; cysteine-type endopeptidase activity
Source: RefSeq, a predicted model, not a curated record
AUUAGAAAAAAAUGUGAAGAGCACAUCUAAAAUAUUGUGUUAACUAUAAAUUGUGUUUUUAUAAUUGAAAAUAAGUUAAAAAUUACUAAAAAAAGUUUUAAAUAAACUAAUAAAACUAGACAAAUUUGCAUUUUAUAAAAGUGCUAAAGAAUAAGAAAGACUUUUUUCUUAUUCUUAUUUUUUACAAAACUACCAAGAUAUUCUAAGACGCAUUUAGAUUUUUAACCUCCAACUUAGGAAAAAUGGUUAAAAACUAUCAAGAAUGGAAUGAUGCUUCGUCAUCGGAUUCCUCUGACGAAAAAGCAAAUCCGACUGGCGCUUCACGUUCCUGCGAUCAUGUUAAAAAAGCUGUAGAUUCUACAAAACUGCGUAAAUUGUUAAAAACUACUGGAUUGGUCUUUGAGUGUGUACAGUGUCAGAGAUUGGGCGUUACCUCAGCAACUGCCGAGGCUUCGGAAACCGCCGAGUCACCGGGCGCUUUUGAAUAUGAUAACACUUUGUGGUUGUGCUUGAGAUGUGGCACCCAAUUGUGUGGACGUUCGAAAAAUAAACAUGCUUUGAAACAUUUUAAGACUCCCCAUUCUGAUUCCCAUGCCUUGGCUAUGAAUACGCGCUCUUUUGAAAUAUGGUGUUAUGAAUGUGACAAUGAGGUAAAGGCGGAUUCCCGCAAAAAUCUUUUAGAAUGCGUUGAAUUUGUUAAGGGUUUGGCUCAAAAACCCCCCGUAGCUGCAGCCAAUAUGGAAAAUAUUGAAAACAAAAUUUUAAGCACUUUUGAGUCCUUAAAACCUUUACUGUCCUCUGAGGAAUCUUCAACUAAUAGCUUAGCUGUAAGUGGCAAUAAAACUGCUAUACCCUUGCCACCGCCACCAUUACCACCCAUACCGGGCAUGGCUAAGCGGGUUAAUGAACCUUUGGUUACCUACAGCAACUACAAUAGCUUGCCAGUUUUAUCUACUGGUCCAGCUUCUGCUUCUACUAAGCCUGCUGUAACGGAACAAUUGCCCCGUGUUAGAGGUUUAACAAAUUUGGGUAAUACCUGUUUCUUUAAUGCUGUUAUGCAAUGUUUGGCUCAAACUCCUUAUUUGUUGGAUGUUUUAAAGGAAUCUGCCGAAGCCGGAGAAGAAUUUACUUUGCCCGGUGGUACUUUUAAGUCCAAGGAUGAUGAAGUUUUGGAAUUGCCACCUAUUAAAGGAAGUUUAUCCGCCUGGGGAGGUUUGACUGCUGCCUUGGCUCAAACUUUAGAAGAGCUGCAAUCGGGAGGCGGCGUUUUCAAUCCCAGUAAAUUGUUUCAUAAACUUUGUGCUAAAUGCCCUCAAUUUCAAGGAGGCGAUCAACAUGAUUCUCAUGAAUUAUUAAGACAUUUAUUGGAAAGUGUUAGAUCUGAAGACUUAAAGCGUUAUCAACGUGUUAUUUUACAAAACCUUGGCUACAAAGACCAGGAUAUCAAUUCUAUUUCUGAAGAUAUGAAACAAAAAUGCAAAAUUUAUGGCAAUCAAGCAGCCGAUCGUAUCUUACGUCCCGAACAAGUCUUUCGCGGUUUUCUUGUCUCGACACUGACUUGCCAAGACUGUUACAAUGUCAGCUCGAGGCAUGAAUAUUUCCUAGACAUGUCACUUCCUGUAAGUGUUGAAAAAUCUCAACCACCACAAAUACGACGAAAAACUUCACCCGACAAUGCCAACUCUUUCUAUCUGCACCCGGCUCCCAAUAACUCCUCACCUAGUGGUCCUACAAAGGCUCAAUUGAAAAAGGAACAGAAGAAGGCAAAAAGAGCAGCCAAACAUCAGCAUACAAAACUUGUGCAAAAGCAAAUAUUAAAUGAAAUUACUGGCGGGGAACGAGGUGAUGGUGGUGAUGCUAAAGCUGACGAUAGUACUUCUUCAGCUGUUUUAAUAGGUUGUGCUACACGUGAAGAGUCUGGUAGUCAGAAUGCCACUACAUGGUCAAAUUCCUCCUCGUCUGCUGAACAGUCUGAUGCAGAUGUGGAGGAUAAUCUUGUGGAUGAUAAUGAUAAAUGUUCAAAACCAUUAAAUACCUCAUCAAAUAAUGGCACGACUAACGAUCCAAAUGGUAAUAACCAAGUGGCUACAAGUCCGGUGGAGAAACGUGGUGAUUCACCGGAAAAUAUGGACAAGGAUUCAUUAGAUGAAGAUGAAAAUGACUCCGGCAUAGCCACUAGUCCAGCCAAUGCUGGUGCCAGUUUUCCUCCAUCUUCCGCCUCAAAUUCAGAGACUAACGGUGAUACUAUUGCUGCAGAAAGUGCAGGAACAAACAGUGUUUUAUCAUUGGGUCUCAGUGAGAAGGGAGCCAAUAUUGUACGCCAAUUAACUCUUAACGAUUUAAAUGCCACUACAACUACCUCGUCCAACUCAACGAAUGACACCGUCCCUACUCUAACCAACGGUGAGGUAAAGAUAAAUGACAACGAAGAACAAGUCGCUAAGACACUCAAUGAAUUGAAUUUGACCAAUGAUGAUAAUGAAGACAACAAAUUGGAAGAACAGAAAAAAGCGGCUCGUGCUAAAGCGAGACGUGUACGAACACAAAGUUAUUCAGACUGGAGUACUACUAUAGCGCCACGUUAUCAAUGCGAAGAUGGUGAAUGUUCAGUGCAAUCGUGUCUCAAUAAUUUCACAGCUGUUGAGUUGAUGACCGGAAAUAAUAAAGUCGGUUGCGAGUCCUGUACUAAACGUAUAAAUGGUGACGACCCUAAAGCUAAAACUGUCAAUACCAAUGCCACCAAACAGUUCCUGAUCUCUAGUCCGCCUGCUGUUCUAAUACUCCACUUGAAACGUUUCCAAUUGGGAUUACGCUGCUCGUUCCGUAAAUUAACACGUCCCGUCAGUUUCCCCAUGAUACUCGAUAUUGCUCCCUUCUGCGGUUCUAAAGUUAAAAAUCUACCCAAUAUUGAUCGUAAACAAAAGAAACUUUUGUAUGCACUCUAUGGUGUAGUAGAGCAUUCUGGUAAUAUGUAUGGUGGUCAUUACACAGCCUAUGUUAAGGUUCGUUCUAAGCUGAGUAGCGAUGACAAACGUUGGAAAUUUAUACCACAAGGCAGCAAAGCUGAAUUGGAUCAAGACGAUGAGCAACGCAAAAAAUUAGAGGAACUGUUGGCGCGGGAGAAGGCACGUGAUUUACGCAUGAAAGCUGCUAAUGACAGUGAUGAUUUCUCAACUUCUUGCACUAGCUCCGAUUCUUCAAAUACCUCCUCCUCAUCUGAACCAGAAGAAUCAUCCUCAACGCCUCAAUCUCCAGCUCAUGAUUCAACGGCUGGUGCUGCUGGUGGUUAUGAAGAAGCAAGUAAUGUUCAAAUGCCAUUGGGUAAAUGGUAUUAUGUUUCUGAUUCUCGUGUUACCGAUGCUAGUGAAAGUGAAGUUUUGAAUGCUCAAGCAUAUCUGUUAUUCUAUGAACGUAUUUAUUAAAUAUUUAACAACAACAGCAUUAGCUAAACAUCAAUGCAUAAUAACAAGACAGAGAGACAGACAUUAGUUUUUAUGGAAAUUUCUCUCUUCCUCUAAAUCAAAAGAGAGAUUUUUCAUCUAUUUUAAGGUUAUCCUAUGGCCACUCCCAACUUGAUGAUGAAAUAUUAAUUAUAAUCUAUUAUUCUAUUCCUUCUGCUAUUUACUAUAUAAACUCCUUUAUAAACAAAGUUCUUUCUUUUUAACUCAUCAUUUAUAAAGCAUUUUUUUUUUGUUAAAUUUUAAACAUUUAUAAUCAAGAAAACAUAUAAAACAGAAAACACUUUUAAUGACUUUUUAAAAAUCUUUAAUGUUUUGCUCAUAAUCCUUAUCCUCUGCCUGCUUAACUUUUAUUUCUUUAAAAAAUGCAUUUUCUUUUAGCCAAACAAAUGAAUUGAAUUUAAAC